AUGAUGAGAUAAAGUAGAACAGGUUUUUAUCUAGAUCCGAUUUAACAAAAAAACAAUUAGAUACCAGGCUAGUCCUUUAAGAAGGAAUUUGACGAUGAUAGAAUGGAACACUUGGAAAAUGAGAAUGAAUUAUUAAAAAUAGAGCUUAAAAAAGCAUUAGAUGAAUUGCAAGCACUCAGGGAAGAAAAUCUUAACCUCAAAAGCCAGCUGAAAGACCCAUCAGUUAAAAUUAAACCACCAGCAAGUAUCGUGAAUUAAGAGUCAACAUUCAUCACUAAGGGUUCUGAAAAUCCUACGAUUCAGUGUGACAAUUGCACUAAGGAAAUAGAUAAAAAGAACUUUGAUCUUCACGUUGUAUAUUGCCUCAAGAAUAUAACAAGAUGUCCAUUUUGCAAGCAAUAAGUAGAUGUAAAAGAACUCUAGAGUCAUAUUGAGGAGAGUGCAGGAUCGAAAGAUGAUGUUCUGGCAGCUACAAUAAAUGGAGAUCUGGAAAAAUUGAAGAUUAUGCAGCUGCAUGGCUAGGAUCUGAGAGUGUGGGUUAAUGAGAACGAAUCUAGUAAUUCUGUAUUACACUAUGCAGUUAAGAAUAAUAAAAGAGAUAUCGUCGAUGGCUUUAACAUUGAUUAACAAAACUAGUUUGGAGAGACAGCCCUGCAUUGGUGCAGCGGCUAAAAUAAAAACAUAGAUAUGGUUAAGGUAUUGAUCCUUAAGGGAGCGAAUUCUAACAUUAAGAACUAACUUGGAGACUCUUCAGGGGGAGUAGGUAUCUGCUAGUUCGUAGUCAAUGAGGAGGACAAAGCAAUCGUUUUUCAGUAAUCAUUGAUCAUGUGA
Molecule: messenger RNA, 831 nt
Organism: Stylonychia lemnae
Lineage: Eukaryota; Ciliophora; Spirotrichea; Sporadotrichida; Oxytrichidae
Source: the annotation of a GenBank genome assembly